AUGCCAUUUCUCGCUCGAGAUACUCUCGUUGUCGACUCAGACCUCAAGGUCAUCGGAGAAGCAAAGGUCGAUUUUGACAAGGACUUUGGCCACAAAUAUGGCAUCAAGAAAGGUGUCCAUGUCUACGAGGAAACGGGUGAGGUUUAUGCGCCCGUCGCUAUGUGGAUGGAGUCGGUAGACCUCGUCCUUGACCGGCUAACUGAGGCCAUGCCUGUCCCUCUUUCUCACAUUCGUGGCAUCAGCGGCUCUUGCCAGCAGCAUGGAAGUGUCUUCUGGAACGGCCACGCCUAUGAGAUUCUUCACCACCUUGACCCUCGCCUUCCUCUCGUUGUUCAGCUCCCCCAGGCACUAUCCCAUCAGUGGUCGCCUAACUGGCAGGAUCAGAGCACCCAGGCUGAAUGCGAUGCCUUUGAUGCUGCACUUGGAGACCGCCAGAAGCUUGCUGAGACCACCGGAAGUGGUGCACACCAUCGUUUCACUGGAACCCAAAUCAUGCGUCUCAAGAAAGACCUCCCGGAGAUGUACGCAAAGACUGCCCACAUCUCUCUCGUUUCUUCAUGGCUCGCCUCUGUCUUCCUUGGUGCUAUUGCCCCCAUGGAUGUUAGUGAUGUCUGCGGUAUGAACUUGUGGGACAUGUCCCGCCAGACAUUCAGCGAGCCUCUUCUUGAGCUCGCUGCCGGCAGCAAGCGCGAUGCUCUCAACUUGAAGAAGAAGCUAGGCGAGCCCUGUAUGGACGGCGCGGCUGUUCUUGGCUCUAUCUCCCCUUACUUUGUGGACCGCCAUGGCUUCCAUCCCGAUUGCCAGAUCACACCUUUCACUGGCGACAAUCCCGGAACUAUUCUCGCUCUGCCCCUCCGACCCCUCGACGCCAUUGUUUCGCUGGGUACUUCCACAACCUUCCUCAUGAACACGCCCAAGUACAAGCCUGAUGGUGCUUACCACUUCUUCAACCAUCCCACGACUGAUGGUCACUACAUGUUCAUGCUCUGUUACAAGAACGGAGGUCUGGCGCGUGAGCGAGUCCGAGAUCAACUCCCUAAGCGUGAAAAUGGCCCUACUGGCUGGGAGAACUUCAACAAGGCUAUCGAAAACACUCCUGCUCUCGGCGCUGCGAAGGAUGACGAUAGACGCAAGCUGGGCUUGUAUUUCUACCUCACUGAAGUGGUCCCCAACAUUCGAGCCGGCACUUGGCGAUACUCGUGUGAGCCUGAUGGCUCUGACCUCCAGGAGGUCAAGGGUGGCUGGGACAAGGAAACCGAUGCCCGCAUUAUUGUCGAAUCCCAGGCCCUGUCCAUGCGUCUGCGCUCCCAGAACCUCGUUGAGAGCACUCGACCUGGCCUACCUGCUCAACCCCGUCGCAUUUACCUCGUCGGAGGCGGCUCUCUGAACCCAGCCAUCGCCCGGGUCAUUGGAGAAUCUCUUGGUGGAAGCGAUGGUGUCUAUAAGCUCGAUGUGGGUGGCAACGCCUGCGCCCUCGGCGGAGCUUACAAGGCUCUCUGGGCUCUUGAGCGCCAGCCCAACGAGACCUUUGACGAACUCAUCGGCAAGCGAUGGACUGAGGAGGGUAACAUUCAGCGAAUCGACGAAGGCUAUCGCGAGGGAGUGUACCAGAAAUAUGGCAACGUUCUCGGAGCCUUUGAAGGUUUGGAGAAGAGGAUUCUCGCCGAACAAGCUGCAGAUUCUGACAACGGACAAAAGCAUGUGCAGGAGAGCGGUUGA
Molecule: messenger RNA, 1719 nt
Organism: Fusarium coffeatum
Lineage: Eukaryota; Fungi; Ascomycota; Sordariomycetes; Hypocreales; Nectriaceae
Exons: 3
Coding region: 1-1719 (572 amino acids)
Biological process (GO): xylulose metabolic process
Cellular component (GO): cytosol
Molecular function (GO): D-xylulokinase activity
Source: RefSeq, a predicted model, not a curated record